AUGUCUUUACCUUCUGAAGUUGAAAUUAAAUCACUUAAAGAAAAAUAUACUGCUGCAGGACAAGAUCAUCUUUUUACUUUUUAUGAUGAACUUGAACCUGAUCAAAAAAUUUCAUUAUACAAUCAACUUUCUAAACUUGAUGUCGACCGUGUGAACAAAAUUUUUAAAAAGUCAAUUUCCGUUUCAGAAAAUACUUUGGAACAACAAAAUUUGGAACCUUUACCUGAUAAUGUAUUUGAUUCGACUAUAGAUUCUGACGAGGUUAAAGUGAAGGAAUGGAGGGAAGUGGGGUUAAAAAAUAUAGCUCAAAAUCGAGUUGCAGUGAUUUUAAUGGCUGGUGGUCAAGGAACUAGGCUAGGGUCUACAGCACCAAAAGGAUGUUACGAUAUUCACUUACCUUCAAGCAAAUCAUUAUUUCAACUUCAAGCAGAACGUAUUUUAAGAUUGCAAAAACUUGCACAAGAAACAGUAAGUGUUCCUGAUUCAGUAUUUAUUCCAUGGUAUGUGAUGACGAGUGGCCCAACAAGAUUAUCAACAGAAGCUUUUUUUAAAGAUCAUAAUUACUUUGGAUUGAAAAAAGAAAAUAUUGCUAUUGCACCUGAUGGAAAUGGUGGUAUAUAUGCUGCUUUAAGAAAUGAAAAGGUUCUUGAUUCAUUAAAAUCCCGUAAUAUUAAAUACGCACAUGCAUAUUGUGUUGAUAAUUGUCUAGUCCGUGUUGCUGAUCCUGUAUUCAUUGGUUAUUGCAUUUCAAAUAAUGCUGAUUGCGGAGCAAAAUGUGUUCGUAAAUCUUCACCAGAAGAACCUGUUGGUGUUAUUGCACUUCGUAAUAAAAAAUUCAAUGUGAUAGAAUAUAGUGAAAUUGAUUCAGCAGUUGCCGCCAAAACCAAACCAGAUGGAAAACUUUUAUAUGGUGCAGCUAAUAUAGCAAAUCAUUUUUACACAGUGGACUUUCUUGAUAAAGUAGAAUCUUUUGAGGAUGGGCUUGAAUAUCAUAUAGCUAAAAAGAAAAUUAAGCAUGUUGAUCUUAAGACUGGGGAUACCGUGUCACCAUCCAAACCAAAUGGAAUGAAACUUGAGUUGUUUGUUUUUGAUGUUUUUCCUUUUACAGAACGUAUGGCUGUUUUAGAGGUUGACAGAAAAGAAGAAUUCUCGCCUCUUAAAAAUGCACCAGGUACUGGCGCUGAUGAUCCAGAUACUAGUAGAAGAGACAUUAUCAAUCAACAUGUGAGAUUUGUUGAAAAUGCUGGUGGUAAAGUAAUCAAAGGUGACGCAGAUUCGUCAUUUACUUUUGAAAUUUCGCCAUUAGUUUCUUAUGCUGGUGAAGGUUUAGACUCAUUAAAAGGAAAAACAAUCAAGACACCAGUUACUAUUGAAAAACCAGAAGAUUUGAAUAAAUUUUAA
Molecule: messenger RNA, 1401 nt
Organism: Entrophospora candida
Lineage: Eukaryota; Fungi; Glomeromycota; Glomeromycetes; Entrophosporales; Entrophosporaceae
Source: the annotation of a GenBank genome assembly